AGUCUCCGAGGCCCGCCCCCGCCUUGUGGCCAUCCUCGGGGCUCCCAGUCUAAGCUUCCAGGCGCUUGUCGCUGGGUCGUCUCCGCUCCGAGGCCUGGCCCUGAGGCUGCCACCGGCCCUGCACGUUCUCCCGCGGGGUUUGGCGUUUCUUGGAGAAAGCACCGCUGUGCUGAGCGGCAUCCCCUGGACGCAGGCCAUGGAGGCGGCGCUGGCAGCGCCCCGGCUGCCCCCGCACGACCCGAGGACGCCCGCACUGUCGGUGGUGGACAUGCACACCGGCGGCGAGCCCUUGCGCAUCGUACACGCAGGGUGUCCGGAGGUGGCCGGCCCCACAUUGUUGGCCAAGCGACGCUACAUGCGUCAACACCUCGACUAUGUGCGGCGGCGGCUCGUGUUCGAGCCCCGCGGCCACCGGGACAUGUACGGGGCGAUCCUGGUGCGCAGCGAGCUGCCCGACGCGCACCUGGGCGUCUUGUUCCUGCACAACGAAGGCUACAGCUCCAUGUGCGGUCACGCGGUGCUGGCGCUAGGCCGCUUCGCGCUUGACUUUGGACUGGUGCCCGCUCCCCCAGACGCUCCCCCAGACGGCGCCCGGGAGGCCCAGGUCAACAUCCACUGCCCAUGCGGGCUGGUGGCCGCCUUCGUGGCGUGUGAAGGUGGCCGAAGUUGCGGCCCUGUGCGCUUCCACAGCGUCCCGGCCUUCGUCCUGGCCGCAGACCUCACGGUGGAUGUCCCUGGACAUGGAAAGGUGGUGGUGGACAUUGCCUAUGGCGGGGCAUUUUAUGCAUUUGUCAGUGCAGAAAAAUUGGGACUUGAUGUGUGUUCUGCAAAGACGAGGGACCUCGUGGUGGCAGCAAGCUCAGUGACAGAAGCAGUGAAGGCUCAGUUUAAAAUCAACCAUCCCGAGAGUGAAGACCUUGGUUUUUUGUAUGGAACUAUUUUAACAGAUGGAAAAGAUGCUUACAGUGAGGAGCCCACCACCAACAUCUGCGUGUUUGCAGAUGAACAGGUCGACAGGAGCCCCACCGGCUCGGGAGUGACAGCCCGGAUUGCUCUGCAGUAUCAUAAGGGCCUUCUGCAGCUGAAUCAGACCAGAACCUUCAAAAGCAGUGCAACGGGCUCGGUGUUCUCCGGGCGUGCGGUGAGGGUGAGUGUAACUCUGGCUUCUUGUUGUGAGCCCAAAGUGGCGGUGCUGGAUGAUAACUUCCUUCUCUGUUCUCGUAGACAAGCACUUGAAAUCAGGCCUGUAAAGACUUGUGAUCGACAGUCGAUUCUCACAGUGUAGUGUUGGCACCUCUGGUUUGACCCACUAUGUUCAUCAUAAUACUAAGACAUGGUUUGCUUUCACUCACUCAGAAAUAGUGAGGCUACAUGAUGGGUGAAAGCCCAAACAUAGGAAUGACUGAAUGCAGAAGCAGGUGAGAAUCCAGGUGAGAAUCCAGCCGUUUCUGUUGAGACAGACAUGAGAGGGCCUGGCAAGACUGUAACACGAUGCCACUUUUCUUAUCGAAAACUUUUUGUCAAGCAGUUAUCUUUAAUUACAUAAAGUGUGUUUACAUUCCUGUGCAAUCAGUUUGUUUUCAAAUGAAGCAAUGAACAAAUAUCUCUAAUUCCCAAUAAGUACUGAGAGGAAUAGCAUGCCUAAAGAAGAACUUGUGGAGGCCCUCAGAUACUAAGGUGUAAAGGGCUCUUGAGACCAAAGGAUUUGAGAAGUGCCACAUUAAGAGUUUUUUUUUUUUAACUUGUUCUGAGGAAGUAUUGUAAUUCAGACAGUAGAACAUAAAAGAUGAGAGUUGUGAACAAAUAGAAUUUUUGUAAUGAAAUUAAAUGCAAAUGUACUAGCAAUAAGUCUACUCAGUAGUAAAUGAAACAUGUUAUAGAAUGAUGGACCUACAUUAGUGAAUAAACGUACUCAUAGGAAGUUUAACAUAGGAAGCAAGCUACCCUAAUGCAGCUGUUUUUAAGGGCCUUUUCCUCCUGAAUACUGAAUUAUCUGUAAGCUAGGUAUCCGCAUAUCACGCAGUGAUUUUAUAAUAUACCAAACCAUUUGUGCUCUGUGCAAUAAUGUGGGACACAAUGUCUUCUGAGUCUGAGACUGGAGGUAAAAUGAUAACCUGCUACGUUUGUUAGGAACUUUAUUGUGUGCCAGGCUCCAAGCUGAGAACUGUAUGAAUGCUACUCCAUUUAACCCUCACAUGAAUCUAGACCGUCAUAGGCACAGCACCAAUGGCAAGCAGGAGGCAGAGAGCAUACUGGGAGUGGCGUGAGACAUUUAAGACUUCGGAGCCCUCCCCCAGUGACAUCAUUCAAACCCCCACAGUUGUGGAGCGCUGGCUCAGCAAGCACAAGUCCAUGGGUCCACCUGCACUAAAGUGAUAAACUAGUGUACCUUGAUUUUACAGUUGACAUUUUACCUUUGGUUAUUCUUAUUUUAAAAAUUAAAAAAGCAAAGACACUCCAAGUAAGAUUUUAUAUUUUCUACUUUUCUCAUUUCUGUGAUCAAAUACACAAUGGAAGAUUUUAUUCUAGUUUGCUAUUCAAGGGAAUGUGUUCCACAAUGGCAGGGAAGACACAGCAGCAAAGGGGAAGUCUGGUGACAGGAAGCCAGCUGUCAGGAAGCAAAGUGAGCAGGAAGUGGGCUGGAUAUAAAACAUUAAGGCCCACCCCCAGUGGGUCCUUCAGUGAGUCUCUACCUCCUAAAGGGUCCACAAUUUCCCCAAAGGGUACCACCAACUGGGAGCCAGGUGUUCAAAAACAUUAACCCAUGGGGACAUUCCAUACCCAAAGCACAGCAAGUUUGCAACUGUUGAUUUACGGCUGCCCAUUCCCCAAUGCAUUGCUUUCCUUCACUGUGCAAAAGAGCCACGCGCCUUCCAGGGUCUCUGAAGAUGCCUUCUCAGUUACAUCCCUUCCAAUUCCGUGGUCCCAGCAUUUGGUCCUUAGCUUCCAUCUAGUCUCUCUCCAAUUUGAUGAUACUGGACAAUUCCAUCUACCGCCUGAACUUCGGUUCUUGACUUUCUGCUGAAGAUAAGUCCCAAACCUUCAUCCCAACUCUGUCUGUCCUAUACUCCUGUCCAACCUAACGCUUCAGCAGUUCACCACACUCAUCUCUAAGUGACUGCCUAAGUGUCUUAAAUUCUGCAUGCUAAAACCUCCUCCCUCCCCCCCCAUGCAUUUUUCUUUUAGUUACUUUUCCAGUGCUGUAAUAAGACACCAUGACCAAGGCAACUUAGAGAAGAAAGCAUUUAAUUUGGGGCUAACAGUUCCAGAGAACUGGAGUCCAUGAUCAUCAUGAUGGGCAGCAUAGCAAUACGCAUACAAGCAUGGCUUCCAUCUUGGUCCAAAAGCAGGCAGCAGAGAGAAAAGUAACUGGGAAUGAAGUAGAUUUUUGAAACUACAAAGCCCUCCCAGUAACACACCUCUUCCAACAAGACCACACCUCUUAAUCCUUCCCCAACAGUUCCACCAACUGGUGACCCUGUACUCAAACAUAUGAGCCCAUGAUGCUGUUCUCAUUCAAAUCACCUGUCUCUUCUCUCCCUCUCCCUCCCUCCCCCCCCUUUUCACCUGUGCUAAUAGUUUAUAUCAUGUCACUUCCAAGCUAGAAACUACAGUCAAAUUUGUCAUAGUCACAAUUCCCCUCUGUCCACAUUGCAGGCCAUCAGGUCCACCUCCAACUUAGUUAAUUCUCCUUCUCCCUGCUCACUGCUGCAGCAUGGCUCCAGGUGACAGUCAGGAAAUCAGAAUUCUUUCUUUUUUUUCAUGUUGUGACAGAGUGUCACAGUGUAGCCUAGAGUUCCCUCUCAGCAGGUUCUGGGUUUCUUGUGCCUCUCCCGUGUGCCCCUUCCUUUCAGCUAACUGAAACACACAUCUGACCUUAAAAACCUUCCUGUGCCUGAGGGAACAACAUGUGGGCUUCGCUAGGGUAUAAGAGCCAAGAGCCCAGCCUUAGAGAUACCAAACAACUGCAGGAGUUUCUUAGUAUGCUCCUUUGUCUUCUGUGUUUCAGGAAGCGACAUGUGGGGAUUUUAAAGCUGUCAUAGUGGAAGUUGCAGGACAAGCCCAUUACACGGGCACAGCAAGCCUGACUGUGGAAGAUGAUGACCCGUUGAAGGAUGGAUUUCUUCUCAAGUGACCUUUUCCAUACGUUUUAAAGGUUUUCCUUCUAAAGUAAUUACCAAUAAGCAGUGUUUCUCUGUAUCAUAUGAAAACCAGCAUCCAGUUGUACAUAUAGGCUAAUUUCCUACACUUUCUAAAAUAGAACACUAUGACUAAAUGCAAGGCGUUAUACUUCCUAUUUGUAAACCUUUUGAGCAUAAAUAUCACUGAUGUGGCAUAUAAAGUGCUAAAAAUUCAGAAACUAUUUAAUCAUUAGUAUGCAAGGCAAAAUUAAAACCUAGUUACUUAAUCUAUGUUGUGGACAUGACAAUGUUUAGUUUUAAAGUGUCUUUUAACGAUGGCUUCAUUUAUAGACCACAUAAUAAUAAACCUUGUGAAUUUGUUAUUUUAACGUUCCAGUUUGAGUAAAACAAAGCCCUCCAUAGGCAGCAUGCUGAGGAGGUGGGUUAUUGCAAAGUUGUCAACACUUGGCAUAAAUAAUCUUGGGAGGAUCAAACGGAUUCUGCUUCGACAGGCCUCUUACAGGUGCUGCUGGGAUGUUGUUGCCUUUGCUGUGGUGACCCCGUCAUCUACACCCACCGGUACCCAAGUGCCACAGAGCCACUGGCUGAUGCUGCAAAGACCAACUGGCGACCAGAUUUUUGACAUCUCUGAGAUGGUGCUUUUUGGUUUGGGAGAGGUAUUUUGAUGGUUGUAUGUUCGGUUGGCUCCUUUUCCUCUGUUUGGUUCAUUCACUGGUUCUAAGGAUUGAUUCUACAACCUCAUGCUACAUUUUUGAAAUACAGAUGUGAAGUAAA
This is a messenger RNA of Mesocricetus auratus (golden hamster), 4916 nucleotides long. RefSeq names its product trans-L-3-hydroxyproline dehydratase (gene L3hypdh). The record is from RefSeq and is a predicted model, not a curated record. Gene Ontology annotation, molecular function: hydro-lyase activity. The coding region runs from base 197 to 1285 and encodes 362 amino acids. NCBI's taxonomy places the organism in Eukaryota, Metazoa, Chordata, Mammalia, Rodentia, Cricetidae. The transcript is spliced from 4 exons.